CGAUAAAGCGACAGAGAUUCUCUCUCGCCGUCGAUCCGUCAAGUGAAGGAUCUCAUUAUCCUCUUCUUCUGCCUUGGCCUUCUCUUUGAUUCUCUCUCUCGUUACGUUCUUAGGAACUUCGUUGAUCGAAUCUGGUCAAGUUUGCUUUCUCAGAUUCCACUGGUUGCCAUAACCCAAUUCGUAUCGUCUGAUCUGUCGCUCCCCGAAUCUGAUUUUUCCGGGAAAAUCAGUGUCUUUUCUCGCGAAAUCGAAAGAAGAUGAGGUCACUUCAGGCACCGGUCGUUUUCCCUGCAGUUCGUCCCCGGCAAUUGGGUUCACUUGUCAGCUACAAUGGCUCCCAAGCUAGGCCACCUAGAAGCCGUUUCUUGGGUAGUCCUCCAAAGAGUAUCAAGAUUCAGGCUGCUUCGGUUCAUCUAAGGUUUAGGUGCAAGAGUAUACAAUGUGUUUUCAGUUCACAUUCCGACGGUACCGGGAGCACUGCUGAGAAUUUCAACGAGAAUGAUGAGGACUAUGUUAACUCCAGUGUGGUGGAAGCCGUUGAGGUACGGAGUGGAGCAGAUGGUUUCCUGGUGAAGAUGAGGGAUGGAAGGUACCUGCGUUGUGUCCAUAACAAUCCUCAAGGAGAUCAUCUACCAGAUUAUGCUCCACACCCUGCAAUCGUUUUGAAAAUGGAAGAUGGAACCGGUCUUCUCCUUCCGAUUAUCGUUUUGGAGAUGCCAAGUGUAUUGCUUAUGGCAGCAUUGACGAAUGUCCAAAUCGCAAGACCCACUAUGUAUCAAGUGGUGAAGGAGAUGGUUGACAAGAUGGGUUACGAAGUGAGACUUGUAAGAAUCACCAAAAGAGUUCACGAGGCAUACUUUGCUCAGUUAUACCUUUCAAAGGUGGGUAAUGCAUCUGAUUGCAUCAGCUUUGACCUUCGGCCUUCAGAUGCGAUUAAUAUAGCCGUGAGAUGCAAGGUACCUAUCCAAGUCAACAAGUACCUAGCAUACGGUGAUGGGAUGAGGGUAAUUAAGUCGAGAAAGCUAUUUACACACACACCUGCUUCAGAUGGGUUAUUAUUUACUGAAUUAGACCGUCCUAGCUCGCAGCCCUGUCUUGAUACAAAAGAGUUUAAUCUUUUGAGUAACAUGAUGCAAGCUGUUGAUCAAGAGCGGUACGAUGAAGCUGCCGAGUGGAGAGACAAGCUUGGACAGUUCCGGGCGAAACGAAACUUGAGGAAAUAUACGUGAAAGGUUCAAGACAGCAAGUACUAUUUUGUACAUAACGGAAGAAGCCGUUGUCGGGUGCUCUGAACAAAGCGCGGAAGAAACACGAAAUUGCUUCUCUCCUUCUACACUCGUUGUUGUCUAAGUGACGAUGAUUCUAUGUUGUGUGUGUGUAAAUAUAAUAUUACUUGUUAAUCUAUGAUUAAACACGUUUCUUAUGCUUAA
Messenger RNA from Tarenaya hassleriana, 1430 nucleotides. RefSeq names its product bifunctional nuclease 1-like. Bases 258 to 1229 code for a protein of 323 amino acids. Gene Ontology annotation, biological process: protein ubiquitination. Lineage: Eukaryota; Viridiplantae; Streptophyta; Magnoliopsida; Brassicales; Cleomaceae. Gene Ontology annotation, cellular component: VCB complex; nucleus. The record is from RefSeq and is a predicted model, not a curated record. Gene Ontology annotation, molecular function: protein binding; nuclease activity. The transcript has 11 exons.